AUGUCGUCGCGGAGAACAACACGAACGGAGGCACUAGUAAAUUCUAGGAUUGGAAGUCGCGUUAAUAAUGCUACAUUCUCCGUUGAUAGCGUGAACAGCGAUGACGACGAUGAAGAAGGUGGGACUCCUCUUGGAGACUUCGCCUCAGCAACACCACCUCUCGAUGAUAUCAACGCUGCGCUCCCAAGACGCAAUGAUGAUCAGCCACACAACUCUAACAAAAAGAUGCUGGAUGCAUUGAACAAUUUCCCGUCUUUGCCUAACAGCAAGCUCAACGCGACGCGUAUCCUUAGCUGGUUUCUUGGUCGUCAUCUUCAGCUGACCGAUGAUAACUCAACAUGCAAUUCAAGAUCUCGAGCACGCACGUAUGAAUCAAAUGCACAUGACGACUACUUCGACAUUGGAGACGUAAAGGAUAUAUGUCCGGCAUGCACGACCCCGUAUUGUCAAGCGGUGGAUUCCAUACCUUUCAAAAGCAGUCUGAAACUAAUGUACAACGACUCUAUAUCUCAGAAAUGGCUCGUCGGAAACAAAUAUGUUCUGCAUGAGGAGGUAGACGACCAUCCUGAAGACAAGUACGUACCACUUGUUGAGGCUUCGCGGGCACUGAACACAUUAGCAUGCAACGUACCCACCCCGAAAGUCCGAGCAGGCUGGAAAGAGAACGGCAAGGUGAUCACCAUAUGUGACGCCGUUUCCGGCGAACGUCUUUAUGACAUAUGGUGGGAUCUAUCGUCCGAAGAGCGAGAAAGCAUAGCUAAACAAGUUGCUCGAUACAUCGAAGCCUGGCGUACAACUGAUCUCGGACGAAUCUCCAGUCUCACGGGCGGGCCCGUGUACCACCAUGACAAUCUCUUCGGCGCCACGGACAAAGGCUUUGGACCGUUCGGGUCUGAUCUUGAGCUCUGGGAAGCCAUCGAGAGACGGCUCGAGAAGCGGGGCGCGUCAGGAGAUAUGAUUCAACUCCUAAAGGACUACAUGCCGUCUUCCUCACCCUGCGUCUUUACCCAUGGCGACCUCUCCAGCACAAACAUCUUCGUGCACAACGGCUCAGUGAGCGCGAUCACGGGUUUUGAAAAUGCUGCCUCUCUGCCUCUCUGGGCCGAGAACGUCGCGAUGCACUUCUGCAGCUGUCCCGAGGACGAGCAGUGGAAAGAGCUGCUUAGCCAGCACACGCGCAACUUCCGCGCCGCGCUAGACUGGUGGUCUCUCUGGACAGCAGUUGAGGACGCAGACACGGAUAGCGCGCGUCUAGAGAGUCUACGAACGCGUUGCGAGCGGUGGAGGAAAACUGAGAUCCACGGCGAGCCGUUCUGGUCCAUUUGGCUUGGCCAUGAAGGCGGGCCGUCUAAGCGUCUGAAUAUCCAGACAGCAGAGAACGCAGUCGAAGCGCGCGUGGGAGAUCUAGUUAGGCAGGCCAUCGCGUCAGAUCUCCUACAGCAGGGGAGUUACGAGGAUGUAGCGGGCGAUCCAUCAUGGGGAAACAGCACGGAGGAAGAUGACGAGAACGCGGAACGCAAGCCUGCAGAACACGGUCUAACGCCCUUCCAUCCGAUACAGCAGCAACACCACACGCUCGUGACAUCCGCGAACAGACCGCCGCGCCAUACCCGUAAUGCUCUAAGCAGGGCCGACAGAAGAAAGAUAAAUCCGAAGCCGUUGACACUAGAUAAUCUCCAUCUUUCCGAGAAGGAGGCAAGACAUAGCUAUGCCGCGAUGAUAGAAAGCGAUUUCUCGGACCCAUAUGAGUGUAACCCGGACGCCGAGUCCAGCGACGCGCCAAGCAUCGGAACCCUCGCGAAGAGCAAGGGUCUGCGCCCGCUAAGCCUGCCUUCUAUCGCACUAUCCGAGAGUGCGCGGAGCCAGCUCCGGCGCGCAGGCGAAGAAGACAAAGGCACUGUUAUCGGCACCGAGGAAAUCAACACUCAUCCUUUGAUAUCCGUGCGCGAAGCCGACGGUGAUACACCGGGUUUUAAGACAGAGGAUCAAGCUAAAGAAAAGAGGGGAGAAAAGGAACCACACAAGCCAUCAUCACCACGGACGAAGCGCACGUCAAUGUUCGGGAAUCGGGCCGCGCCGGGUUCGUUCUACGCUGCGCUCAGUGCGGCGUCGACGGAAGUCAGGCCGAGACGACAUGGGCGGAGCAAGUCCGAGGGACGAACCGGUGGUGGUGAUAAUGUGCGCAGGGAGACGAGUCGGUUACGGCCGCAGAGUAUGCUGCAGCCGGUGAUCCAAGACAAACGGGAUGAGGAUGAUAGGAACUCGGAAUCAGGGGAUGAGAAACCAAAAGACUAUCUGAUGUCAGGGGCAUAUCAAGGCUAG
Xylaria bambusicola is the source of this 2322-nucleotide messenger RNA. RefSeq lists its product as uncharacterized. The transcript has a single exon. NCBI's taxonomy places the organism in Eukaryota, Fungi, Ascomycota, Sordariomycetes, Xylariales, Xylariaceae. The coding region runs from base 1 to 2322 and encodes 773 amino acids. The record is from RefSeq and is a predicted model, not a curated record.